AGCAUCUCUUUGUUUAAUUUUUAACCGUUCAAUUAUCUCUGGAAUUUUUCCUGAUGAAUGGAAAAGUGCUAAAGUCACUCCAUUAUUCAAAAAUGGCCAGAGGUCCGACAUAAACAAUUAUAGACAUAUCUCUGUCACUCCUAUUGUGGCGAAGAUUUUUGAGAGAAUUGUUUAUGAACAAUUGUACGAUUAUCUCAGUGAGAACCAUUUAAUUUAUAGCUUUCAGUCAGGUUUUCGGUCAUUCCACUGUCACUGCCCUUCUAAAAGCAACUGACGACUGGGCUUUUAACAUUGACAAAGGGAAUGUAAACGCAGUGGUCUUUUUAGAUCUUAAAAAAAGCCUUUGAUACCGUAGAUCACGGCAUUCUUUUGUCCAAAUUAAAUUGCUACGGGAUCUCAGGUAUUGCACACGAAUGGUUCAAAUCCUACUUACUUAAUCGUACUCAAAGGUGCUCUGUGAAUAAUUCUCUCUCGGGUCCCAAAUUUCUUACUUGUGGUAUUCCCCAGGGGACCAUUUUGAGACCAUUACUAUUUUUGCUUUACAUCAAUGAUCUCCCUAACUGUCUUGUUCAUUUUUACCCACACAUGUAUGCUGACGAUACUCAUCUGACGUAUGCCAGUAAUAAUGUGGGGAGCAUGGAAUCAAAUUUUAAUCAAGAUCUCGCUAACGUCAGUGAUUGGCUUAAAGCCAACAAACUGACCCUUAAUAAAUCUAAAACUGAAUUCAUGCUGGUCGGCUCGCGCCAAAGACUAAGUACCUUUGAGAACUCUCCUCGUUUAGUUCUUGAUAAUUCCCUAAUUAAGGAAGUCCCUGAUACAAAAUCUCUAGGAGUCUGCAUCGAUCAACACCUCUCCUGGAACGCGCACAUUACUAAUAUUUCCAAAAAAAUUGCUUCUGGAAUCGGCGCAAUCAAGAGAUGUCGCCCAUUUGUUCCACUCGAAACACUAAGGUACGCUUUUAACGCAAUUGUUCAACCCCGUUUUGAUUACUGCGGUGUAAUAUGGGGAAAUUGUAAUAGCACCCUUGCCACAAAACUCCAGAAGCUCCAAAACCGUGCCGCGCGAAUUCUGACUUUUUCCAGUUUCGAUGCCGACGCUCACCCGCUCAUCGAGAGCCUAGGCUGGUCGAAGCUGGUUGAUCGACGCAGGGCACAUAUGGCUACUAUGGUGUACAAAUCUCUUAACGGCCUAGCCCCGGAUUACCUUCAAUCUAAAUUCGAACACCAUGUAAGCCACUACCAAAUAAGAGAUUCUGUAAACAAACUCUCUGUUCCGCAACCCCGCACCAAUUAUCUAAAGAACAGUUUCCAUUAUAGUGGUGCAGUUUUGUGGGACAGCCUUCCUCCAUACCUACGUCAAGCAGAAUCUCUUAACAGCUUUAAGUCCGGCUGUGGGAAUUUCUUUUUAUAAUAACACGGCAUUCAUGGAAAGCAGGCAAUCAUUUUAAUAUCAUAGUUUAUAUAGUGUAUAUAGAGUGUUUUUAAGCCCUGAUUGUUUUUACCGUGUAUAAAAUAAAGUUACAAGUUACGAA
Molecule: messenger RNA, 1531 nt
Organism: Nematostella vectensis (starlet sea anemone)
Lineage: Eukaryota; Metazoa; Cnidaria; Anthozoa; Actiniaria; Edwardsiidae
Exons: 1
Coding region: 586-1410 (274 amino acids)
Source: RefSeq, a predicted model, not a curated record